Molecule: messenger RNA, 1881 nt
Organism: Penicillium daleae
Lineage: Eukaryota; Fungi; Ascomycota; Eurotiomycetes; Eurotiales; Aspergillaceae
Product: acetyltransferase SAS4-like domain-containing protein
Exons: 2
Coding region: 1-1881 (626 amino acids)
Cellular component (GO): SAS acetyltransferase complex
Molecular function (GO): histone acetyltransferase activity
Source: RefSeq, a predicted model, not a curated record
AUGGCCGUCCUGUCGCGGUCGUCCCUCCGCGGCUCCAUGCGACGGAACGCCAACGACCAUCUGGACCCGGACCGCCAGGGACCUCCGAUGAAGAGACAGCGGACUCUCCACGAUCUCUGGCCCGUCAACCGUCGCAGAAGCUCACCGGACUGCCUCGACGCCACGACCCCGACCCACGACCCUGCCCCUAGCAAAUCUCGACACACCCUGCCUCCUGCCAAGCCAGCGCGUCCACGUCCAGCAACCCGUCGCACUCGCCGGCCAUCCGCUUCAUCGGUGGACACCGUCGCCUCGGGCGAUCAAUUGAGUACCCCGGCAACCCCCCGCGUGAAUCUGAAUGGCAAUGUCAUCACGACCCUUCGGCGUGUUGCCGACCGUGAUACCCCUACGGGCGGUCGUCCCGCGACGGACCUGCUAUGCGGCGAGCCAGAGUCGCCCGACCCAUUGGAUACAAUUUCUCCCAUGGUGACUGCGAAUACGGUGAAAACGCGUCCGGGAGUCCAUGCGUACUCGGUAGACUCCGAGACCAAGUUGCCCAAAUCGCCUCCGACGACGCGCACGACUCGGCGCGGUGAUCAUGAUGCCGAGCCCGAGGGGACGAAUACAAAUAAAUCGACCGUCAAGUCGGAAGUGAUGGACGCGACGCCGGUGCUUCCGUCCGACACGCAACCGGCAGAUGCCUCAGCACCGACUGGAAACGAGAGGCGAUCGCUGCGCUCUGCAGACACUGGUUCUCGAUGUAAGAGUGAGCUAGCGCAGUAUUUUCACAAUUACGAGCAAAUCAUUAGCCUCGAUGAUCCUAAGCCUGAGCUGCUGGCUUUCAACACCAUUGUUACGUUAAUUGACGACCUCCCCGAACCACUACCAAUCCCCUCCCAAUCCGAGCCAUCCCCUUUCGGCAACCCGCUGCAAAAACUGUACAAUUGUGAAGUGGUUACACUACUUGAGCCGGCAUCAAGUUCAGCGGGCAUUGACCCUCUGAACGAGGACCUGUAUUUCCGCGCACACCGCAAGUUCGAACGCCAGGAGAAACAGCUGCGAAAUAUUGAGCGAGAUCGCGCACAGCAUGAGAAACAGCAUGUAGAUCGGCUUCUCGAAGAGCUUCGCAGUCAAGAUUGGCUGCGCGUAAUGGGAUUGACUGGCGUCCACGAGAACGAGAAGAAGCUCUACGAACCUAAACGGCAAAUCCUCAUCGACGAGCUCGUCGUCCUCGUCACCAAGUUCCAAGUAUGGAGGGACGAAGAGCGGAAACGCAAACUGGCCAAGGAAAAGCAUCUUCAAACGGGCGAUCCCGAGGCCGAUGCGCAUGUUCCUCGACACUCGCGCAAGCGGUCACGACCCGUCGAGGAUGCCGCAGAAGAAAGCUCCCCAUUACCAGAUACCCCCAGUACCCCGGAUCCCAAUGACGUGGACGCCUGGGCCGCGCGCCAACUCCACCAAGAAACACGCUCUGCCUCCGUCGCCAAACGACGCAAAUCCGUCUCGGAGAACCGUAAGCCCAAAGCCGGGCGCGCAGAAGGAGACGAUCACUCCACAGCAACGGAAACCAAACCCAACACCAAACGACAAAAGACACAACACCAUCCACCCUCUUCCAUAGAUACAUCACCACCACCCGCCAUUCCAGCACAGUUCAUCUACCCCCCACCCCCAGAUAAACCCUUUACCUCGUUCUUUGAACAACCGCACCACCGUGAGACAGCCCUGGCCGCUGUAAACGGCACCCGGCGCGGCCGUACACAUACCAUUCUCGCCUUUGGCCACCCCAUGCCCGAUGUACCGGAACGCGAUUUUGAUCCACCGGAGGAAAUCCUGACGGACGAGGCAAUAUAUGCCUCGCAACGACAGCGGCGGCUUUUGAAGCGACGCAGUCGGGGGUGA